CCUAUUCCGUCUCUCAAACGCCGCUUGGCGCGCGACCUAGACGCCGACGGUCCGUAUUACUCCUUUGCCAUUGCUCCAGGACCAGCGGCUUUGAAAACAACAACCACACGACACCACGAUCCGCUUACCACAUCACCAUCUGCCCCAACUAUUUUCUCCCUUGUUGAUUUGCCUCGAUUGGCAUCCCAUUGAACCACACAUCGGCCCUCUUCCUCUACUUUUUCUCUUCCUCCGUCCUUAACGCCGUCGCUCCAUCCUGGGACGCCGUCUCAUGAUCGCUGAGCUAACUCAAGCUGGCUCUCCAGAACAGCACUUGCGCGCACAGCUCGAGCUCCUCCAGAACCACGAUUCCGCUGCCUCGUCCGCCUCGCCAAACCCGAGCGCGCGCGAUCCCCGAGCUCCGUCGCGGCCGCCGAAUGGAUACGACGUCCUGGCGCCUCAAGACGUCUCCCGCCCUCUCGCCAAGCUAGACGCUGAAGCGCACAUCCACCCCGAUCUUCGAGCUUCCGUCGGCCACGCGCCCGCUGCCAACAUGAUGCCCAUGGUGCCUCCCGCCGGCCACAGCCCUGGCCCUGCUGGUCCCGGACCUUCGGCUGUGCCCCUGGCCCCCGCGCCGCCGCAGCAAAUGUCCAUGGACGACUCCAAUCCCGCUGAUGGCCGCAAGGCGAAGCGCGAGCUGUCGCAGUCCAAGCGCGCCGCCCAGAACAGAGCUGCACAGCGAGCUUUUAGACAGCGCAAGGAGGGCUACAUCAAGAAGCUGGAGCAGCAAGUUCGCGACCUGGCCGACUUGGAGCACUCGUACAAGUCGAUGCAAUCCGAAAACUACGCGCUCCGCGAAUAUGUGAUCCACCUCCAGUCCCGACUGCUUGAUACCCAGGGAGAAUUCCCACCGCCCCCUCCCAACGUCAACCUCUCGCAGCCCUCGUCUGCCGCGCCUCCUCCGCCCAGCGUCCCUGAGCACCACCAGCAGCAGCAUCAGCAGCACCACCAGCCGCCCCCGCCACCGCAGGCUACCAACAGCAGCAACUCUGGCGUCGGCACCCCUCUCGAGGCCGUCGCACAGGCCGUCGCUGGCCUCGCUGCCCAGGAGCAGAUGGUCGAGCGGUCGCAGACAUACCCUAGCCCGCCUUUCAAGACUGACCCGGCAGGCGAGCAGGAUAACACUCCUCGUCCCACUGCAGACGACUUGAACAGGUCAUUGAACCCAGAAGAACGACCAAGCCAGCCCUAGAAACAAGAGCUUGACCGAGGCUGGAUUUUAAAAAAAGAAAAAACUACCUACUUGGUGACCAAGAAAGCGUUUGUCUAUUCUUCCUCUAUUCUUUCAUUUUAAAGGGCUAGUUCUUGUUGGUGGCGUUUGAGGGCUGUCAUCGCGUUGUAUGUGCAGAU
Messenger RNA from Trichoderma harzianum CBS 226.95, 1389 nucleotides. RefSeq lists its product as hypothetical. Lineage: Eukaryota; Fungi; Ascomycota; Sordariomycetes; Hypocreales; Hypocreaceae. Gene Ontology annotation, cellular component: RNA polymerase II transcription regulator complex. The transcript is spliced from 2 exons. Gene Ontology annotation, molecular function: transcription cis-regulatory region binding; DNA-binding transcription activator activity, RNA polymerase II-specific. The record is from RefSeq and is a predicted model, not a curated record. The coding region runs from base 272 to 1231 and encodes 319 amino acids.